UGCGACAGUUUGCAGGACGACUUCCAAGACUCUGCACAGUAAACUAUUAAAGAAGGUACAAGGGAGUCUGGCUGAAAAUGAGGCCGAAGUCAAAGGCAAAAGCUGCAACUUGGAUCCGAAUUUAACUGCAUGUGGUUCAGCUGGCUCAUUCCAGACAACUGUGCCGGGGAGCUGUGGUUGGAAACAUUUACUUUUCCAUUACUUUGUGUUUUUCUCUCCUGCCGUCGGCUCCUCUGAGUAACCGGCAGCUGCUUCCAGUUUUUAGGUUUGGAAUAUGACGGUAGCACUCUGGUAAGACAUGCAGAAACUGUUGAACGUAAAGGACAAAUCUGUUUAUUUCAGCAAACUGGAGAAGAACAAGGUUGGCGUUUCUGUUGUGAUCUUGACUUUACUAGCUCAAACUUUUAUUGCAUUUAUGUAUUGCCUAUAACCUGAGGUCGCAUGAUGCUGGAACCUCGUAGACUCAUUUAUGCAUGCCACACAGAAGCCUUAGCCCCACUUACACCCUCUGUAUUUUCUUGAACUGUACUCUUUCACAGAUGCAGUGUGAACAGUUACAUGUGUUCCUUCUCAUUCAGUUCUGGAUGAACUCAUAGUUUUCUUUAUGAAAAACUCUGACUUGCAGCAAAAGGAGCAGCCAGAAAGUUGCCCUGGACAUUUUCAGAAACCUCUCAAAGGAGCAAAAUAAGGUGUUGAAAACUGGGAAAAUGAACUUUGAGGAUUCUCCUGAGCUUCCUGGAGAGCCCUCAUCCUACAAUAUGUUGUCUCAUGGAGUUGAAAAGAGUUCUCAGUCACUGGAACGAUGCAGUUUGGGGGAAGAAAGAAGUGAUUCAAUGACAACAGAAGAAGAGCGGAACCUAACGGAGCAGCAAAAUGGGGCCAUAAAUGCUAAAAUUGACUCAAAGAAGCAGAGGUUAGAAUCAAAUCAUGACCAGAAUAAUGUUGAUGAUGAACACAAAGUUCACUACUGCCAGAAAGAGACUUCAUCCCUGGAUAUAUGUGCAAUGAAUAUCGCUGUACAGCCCAAAUGUCAGCACAUUCCCGCCGACGGCAGGCGUACGGAUGGCGAUUUUCUUGCACCAGUUGAUAUGAGGGAGGAUGACGCUGAAGAAAGCCAACAGAAUGUAAAAGAUGUUUGUGAAAAUCCUCAAAAUUCACACGGCGAGGAAGAUUGUGCAAUAAGUACGAAUUCUAAUGUCAAUUUUGAAUCUGAAAAAAGGAGAAUAUCUCAAAUCAGACAUGCUGUCGUAACUGUGACACGGACAGAAUUACUGGCUCAAGACUCAACGCUGCAGGAUGCUGGAGAUGAAGACGAGAGGAUAUGUGGGGAGGAGGAAGAAGAGGAGAAAGAAGAUGUAGUUCCAGAUUGUGGUACAUCUACGCGCCCCGGUAAUAGUUCAAGAAAUAUUAUCAUAACAUCUGGCCCCCGAGCUAACAAACCUCCACCUGGAUCCGUCCUCACCCGAGCCACCUUCUCUCCCAGCUCCCCCACCGACAAGCCCGUCCAGCUGCCGGCCCGGUUCAGCAGGGUCCUGAGGAAAGGGCUGAGCGGCCCCGAGCAUGAGGCCACGGCUCAGAUCAGAGCCCCUCCUCAGGGGGCAAAGACGCCAGGCGUAAUGGAGAAACAGGAGGAUGUCAAGGCUCAGGGGGCCUUCCUGGACCACAUCUCCCAAUUCCUGAGUCGGGAAAAGAGGGUAGAUGAGAACCCGAGUGAGGAAUCGGAGGCUAAAAAGGACUGGGGAGAGACUGCAAUAAAUGCAAAUGAUGAAAGUCAAGAGGGAGAGAGAAAGGAGCUUCAAAUACAGGAAGAUGUAAAGGUUUCAGAGCCAGUCGACUCUGCAAAGUCUGUGUCCAGCGCAGAGGCAGCGUUUGACGCCUUCAAAGCCUUUUUCACUCCCAAGCCGUUGAAGAAGGUUCCAGCAGAGAAGGUUGAUCUUGAGGCGGUGAGGAAGAAGAUAAAAGCUGAUAAAGAUGUACUAAGAACUCUUUUUGAAAGAACCUCCAAAAAGACGCCAGAGAAGAAAGACUCAUCUGAUUGCACAUCAGAGACGUCUACUCCAGGAGAAGAAGAAGAAAGAACCCCUGGUCGCCUGCACGCUGUCUGGCCACCUUUGAAAGAGGAAAAGGUUGGGCUGAAGUAUACGGAAGCAGAGCACCAGGCCAGUCUCCUGCAACUGAAGAGAGAAUGCAAAGAGGAGCUGGACAGGUUACAGGAGGACUUUGAGCUGAGAAUCUACAGACAGCAGGUAGAAAACGGAAACAAUGUUGCCCGUCUGGAGGCCAAGUUGCAGGCCAUACUCUCCCAGGUUUCGCCGCAAUCUCCGGGGAAAGUCCGAGACAUUGCUGUUUCCACGUCAGAUGACUGUUUACGCAAGUCCUUCCGCAGUGUAUGUCUGCAGACGGACAGAGAGACCUUCAUCAGAGGUCCUGCAGAUGGAGAGGUGACCGGGAGGUCCUGCACAAGCCCUCGGCAGCAGAGGGGGACCCCCAAAAAGCUGGGCCUGACUUCCAUCAGCCUCGGCCUUGACGCCCGGAGCGAUGAUAAUUCUGUAACCUCGACUCAGAGUCUUCCUCCUGGAGACUCUCUGCUUCUGUCUGAACAACCAGCACCAACUUCUCAGCCCGUUACACCAGCUACACAGGAUUCUCCUCCUCCUCCACCUCCUCCUCCUCCUCCACCACCUCCACCAUGUUUGCCACCAACUGUAAAGCAGGUGCAAGCAUCAUUUGGUCCUCCACCCCCACCUCCUCCUCCUCCACCUCCAUCCAUGCCAGGCUCAGCUCUCCCUCCACCUCCUCCAUUUGGGGGUCUUCGUUUUGAUAAACCUCCAAGGAAACCAGCAGUGGAGCCUUCCCAGCCCAUGAAGACUCUUUACUGGACCAGAAUCCAGAUCCAGGACGACAAUAAGAACACUUUGUGGAACAUGUUAGAGGAACCAUGCAUAAUCAACUCCAGUGAGUUUGAGGAUCUUUUUGCCAAAACUACCACUACAGCAAAAAAGAAGCCACUCUCUGAGGCUUACGAGAAGAAAGCCAAAGCCAGGAAGAUCAUUAAGCUGUUGGAUGCUAAGCGCUCUCAGGCUGUGGGCAUCCUCAUAUCCAGCCUGCACCUGGAAAUGAAAGAUAUUCAACAAGCUGUGCUGACAGUGGACCCCUCCGUGGUGGACCUGGAAACCAUUGAGGCCCUGUAUGAAAAUAGGGCACAGCCAGAAGAGGUGGAGAGGAUCAGGAAACACUACGAGACGUCGGAGGAAGAAGACGUCAAACUGCUGGACAAGCCCGAGCAAUUCCUGUAUGAACUGUCCCAGAUCCCGGACUUUGCGGGCAGAGCUCGCUGCAUGAUCUUCCAGUCCGCCUUCAUCGAUGGGAUUGCCUCCACUCAGCGCAAACUCAGUACUGUCUCUGCUGUGUGUAAGGCUCUGCUGGAGAGCGACAGUGUCCGGGAGGUGCUGGGACUGGUGUUGGCCCUGGGCAACCACAUGAACGGGGGCAGCGUGAUCAGAGGCCAGGCCGACGGCUUUGGCCUGGAAAUCCUGCCCAAACUCAAGGACGUCAAGAGCAGGAACAACCGCAUCAGCCUGGUGGACUACGUGGUGUCAUACUACCUGCACAAUUUGGACAAGAACUCCGGCACAGAGAAGAGUAUAUUUCCUCUUCUUGAACCGCAGGACGUCUUUCUGGCAGCACAGGUCAAGUUUGAUGAACUCAACGGUGACCUCAGGCAGCUCGGGCGAGAUCUCUCAAGAUGUGAGAAAGAUGUACAGAGAGUGUGUUGUGACUCUCCUGAAGAAAACCUGCAGCCGUUUAAGGACAAGAUGGAGGCGUUCACCGUCACCGCACGAAAGGAGCACGCAGACGCUUCCUGUCAGCUGAUGGCCGUCCAGAAAAGCUUCCAGGACCUGGUCGUGUACUUCGGACUGAAGUCCAGGACAGGAGAAAAGGAGGUGACCCCGGGACACUUCUUUAUGCUCUGGUUCGAGUUCUGUGCCGACUUCAAGACCAGAUGGAAGCGGGAGAACAAAAACAUCUCAAAAGAGAAGUUGAAAGAAGCUCAGCUGUCAGUGAAGAAGAUCACAGGGGAGAAGAAAGUGGAGACAAGAAAGCUCAACCCCAACAGUCUGAAAGAGCGACUGCGACAAAAAGAAGCCAGCAUGUCUACAAACUGAGAGACUUGGGCAUCACACAAACUGUCAUCUGAAUCACAGCUGCACAACUAUCCACACAAAGCUGGAUCAGACUCCAUGUGGACGAAGACACCGAACCAUACACGUAUAAUGGCUCUGCUGCAUGUUAACAGGGUAUUCACCUAUUAAACCUGCCAUCCUUCUGUCCAUCAACUUUUGCUCAUCUGAGAGUGGGUCACUGGACUUCCAUGUCCCCAGCACCUUCAUCUAGCGCCUCCCGGGGGAAUACAAAGAUGUUCCCAAGCCAGCUGAGAGAUAUAAUCCAUCCUGGCUGCUUAGGCUUUCUUCCUGCUGGAGAUGCCGGAAACAUCCAGGAGCCAUCCAGGAGCCAUCCAGGAGGCAUCCCAACCAGAUUCCCCGACCACGGAUCCUCUCCAUGUGAAGCAGCAGUGACUCUACUCCAAAUUCCUCCCAAAUGUUGGAACUUCUCACCCUUCUCUAAAGGGGACAUCUUUAUGUUAAUUUGCAGCCUAAGAUGUAUUUAAUGUUUAAAUUUUAAAGAUAAAUCAAAUGUGUAGAGGUGUUCAAAUUCAAAAUUCACCUUGCAUUGAUUCUGACAUGUAAUUUUUAACGUUUUACAAUAUUU
Molecule: messenger RNA, 4770 nt
Organism: Cololabis saira (Pacific saury)
Lineage: Eukaryota; Metazoa; Chordata; Actinopteri; Beloniformes; Belonidae
Gene: fmn1
Product: formin 1
Exons: 17
Coding region: 708-4166 (1152 amino acids)
Biological process (GO): actin filament network formation; cortical actin cytoskeleton organization; actin nucleation
Cellular component (GO): cytoplasm; nucleus; actin filament
Molecular function (GO): actin filament binding; microtubule binding
Source: RefSeq, a predicted model, not a curated record